AUGGCCUACAACAGUGGCACGUCCGAUUGGCAACCCACCAACCGCCUUCUGAUAAAUUAUAGGAAUUAUGACAAUAAGACAAACAACUUAACUACAUCUAACUCCAAGUUUCUUGUAAUAAUGCUACCACUAAAUGCAAGUUGGUGCUUUGCUGUUAAUGCUGUUGGUAUAAAUAUCAUUGCAUUGACUUUUGUCCAUUCUCAUCUGUUUCUUCUUAAGUAUGAAGAUCAGCAUUGCAGACACCAUGAAAUGAACAUCUACCGGCUUUCCUCUUGUCCUAAAAGGUUAGGUGCUUGGCAUUUAAACUUUAAGAACGUUCGAAGAAUUCUGGCGCAUGAAAUAGAAAUUAAAGACAGAGAAAAAAGAUCAGGUGAAAUAACUCCUCACAUUGAAUGCUCUCAACAACUGUCCAGUGAUCAAAUUGAAUUCAAGGCAGGCAACUACCUGGUCCCAUUAGAGGGAGAUAUGGAUGAUUUCCGUUUAGAUCAGGAAGAAGCAGGUGCAGUUGCAGCAGCAGCAGGAGGAAAGAAAGAGACUGAAGAUUGUUCUUGGUCAUCGCAUUCACAUGUUCAGGCUCAACAUAGGCGCUCUAAGAGUGCAUCUGACAGAAAUUUGGAUGUUUCUAGUGGUGUUCUGCAUCCUGGAAAGAAAGAGCAGAAUGAACUACAUGCAUCUCCAUUAUCAACAAGGACUUAUAGGACUCGGAGUCCUCUUCAUGACUUCUCUGCUUAUAGCAACAGCAAUACUUCAUUGAACCAGCGAGCCUCUUUAGAAAAAGAUAUAGAACUGCUGCAAUUACGUUUACAACAAGAAAAAUAUAUGCGAACUAUGCUUGAGAGAGCAAUGGGGAGGGCUUCAAGCACUUUAUCUCCCGGACACAGGCAUUUUGCUACACAGACAAAGGAAUUGAUUGCGGAGAUCGAGUUACUUGAGGAAGAGGUUUCCAACCGAGAGCACCAUGUACUCUCUCUCUACAGGAGUAUUUUUGACAAUUGUGUUAGUCGGCCCCCAUCUGAGCAGAGCGCAGGCAAGGCUUCUCCUGCCCAUGCAAAACAUACAUCAAGGAAACACCCGAGUAUCAUUUCAAGUGCAUUUUGUUCAUCAAAAAAGUUUCCUCUGAGACCUUUGCAAGCUCUAGUUGCCACAAAUGACUCUGGGAAAAGAAUCUCAAGAAGUAUUGAUGCUUCACAGUUCUGUGGAAAAAAUGACAUUCUAUUUGAUAAGACAUGUUCGCACCUGGUUAAGGCUCAUGAAAAGGUCCAGGGGAUGGAGAAAACAUCAGUACUGCGAACACUGAAAGAUCACCUGUACCAAUGUCCAAGCAAGUUGUCUGAGGAGAUGGUCAGAUGUAUGGCAGCAGUAUAUUGCUGGCUUUGUACUGCAACAUCUUUAAAUUCUGAGAAAAACCGAUCACCUUUACUGUCAAGGUCAUCAACUAAUGUUGUACUUCCAAGACGCGGUGUUGGAGAGGACCAGGAUUUCUCUUGCACGUCCAAUGUUGAAAUAUCAUGGAUAUCAACUGAUAAGAGCCAAUUUUCUCGUGCAUCUUAUGCCAUUAGUAAAUACAGAGCUCUAGUGGAACAACUAGAAAAAGUGGCAGUGAGACAGAUGGAAUAUAAUGCCCAACUUGCAUUCUGGAUCAAUGUGUACAAUGCCCUUGUUAUGCAUGCAUAUUUAGCAUAUGGAAUUCCCCACAGUUCUUUGAGACGGUUAGCCUUGUUUCACAAGGCUGCAUACAACAUUGGUGGCCAUAUCAUAAGUGCAAAUGCCAUGGAGCAGUCAAUAUUUUGCUUCCGUACACCUCGAAUUGGAAGGUGGCUAGAGACCAUCAUCUCCACUGCCUUGAGGAAAAAAUCUGGUGAAGAAAGGCAAUUUAUCAGUUCAAAAUUUGGUCUUCCAUAUUCCCAACCACUUGCCUGCUUUGCACUCUGCACUGGAGCAUUUUCUGAUCCUAUGCUAAAAGUUUACACAGCAUCAAAUGUUAAAGAAGAGUUAGAAGUUGCAAAAAGAGAGUUUCUUCAAGCAAAUGUAGUUGUGAAGAAAUCAAAGAAAGUAUUUCUACCAAGAGUGCUAGAAAGGUUUGCGAAAGAAGCCUCCAUCAGCUCAGAUGACCUCUUGAACUGGGUUAUUCAAAAUGUUGACAGAAAGCUCCAAAAUUCAAUACAGAAAUGCAUAGAUGGUAAAUCCAAGACCAAGAAGAAGUCAUCACAGGUUAUUGAAUGGUUGCCUUAUAGUUCAAGAUUCAGGUAUAUUUUCUCGAAAGACUUAACCGAGAAACCAUGGUGGGUGUGAAUUUGAGUCUAGGCAAUUAAUGAGGCUUAUGAAACACAGCUUUUAGCCAGGGGUGAGGUUUCUGGUCAUCUUUACUUUUAAUUCCAUGUUCAUUUCAUUGUACAUCCUGAUCUUCUUUUAACUUAUUCUCCUCAAUCUAGA
Messenger RNA from Durio zibethinus, 2433 nucleotides. NCBI's taxonomy places the organism in Eukaryota, Viridiplantae, Streptophyta, Magnoliopsida, Malvales, Malvaceae. The record is from RefSeq and is a predicted model, not a curated record.